GCCUUGACACUACCCUGGGCAUGUAACAGAAUGGAGGGAACAGAAAGUAGAGGGAAAAAAUGCCGCAGCCUGUAACAGUCGCUAACAUGUAGGGAGCAGGUUGAAUGCAUCAGCACGAAGGAAUCAGGUAGUAGAAUGGAGGGAUGUGGCCGUAGGGAGCAGGACAGAGGGAGGUGGGGGAGGGAGUAGAGAGCUGGUUGUAGGGAGGUGGGUGCUGGGAGUAGGGAGCAGGACAGAGAAAGUAUGUUGCAGCAGGAACAAUAGCUUACAUAUAGAGGGAAUACUCAGAGCUCAAAUGAGACUUGAUAAAUAAUUUUUAGGGAGCGAGCAGGAUGAACUGUCAUUUUGCACACAAAUGCCAGGAAACAGACAAAAGUUUACCACGUACAUAUAGCAAAAUCCUCCAGUAGCUGCAUGGUCACACAUGAGGAGGAUGAUCUACUACGUAAACAGCAGUCACUGGUUUCUCCACUCAAAGCCUGAAGGGGUCGCUGAAAUAGAAAAUAUGAAAUAUCAUCAUGGAAUGAGUAGGGGGAGGAGAGUACAGAAAGCUACAAAUGAAAACUUUUUCCCUACUUCCAAGAAAAAAAAAAAUCAAGCCCACUGUUUUAGAGAGAGAAAAAAAAGGCGUAAUCUGACACUGAACUGAACUCUCAUGAUUUCUGCUGAUUUGGUGCCCCCUCCCCUCUGGCCCGACCCAGCAAACAUCAUCUUCCUGUGUGCCAUUCCCCUCAGAGAGAGAAGACAUUCCGCUCAGCCCUGGGCCAGGGUGAAUGAAACAAGAGGGCAGAGAACGGGAGGGGCAAGAAGAUAGAGGGAGAGAAAUAGGAAGAUAGAACAGAAAGGGGUAGGGAGGGAUGCAGAGAGGAAGAGGAGGAGGGUUAAUGCAAUGCAGAUUGACAGAAAAGAGAAAGGAAAGCUGAACUUUUCUCCCCCCCCCCACCGAAUGCCACACAAACACACACACGCAGUUUGAGUAAUCGGAAGCGAUGGAGAGAACAAUCUGAAUGUAAAAGCUACAGUAAAAAAAGGUGUGUUUAGCUUCUCCAAUGAGCCAGAAAGCAGCUUGUGUCCUCAUCGUGCGAAUGGAUGACCUCUUUGUGCCGCUCAGUAGAAGGAGGGUAUAUGAUGAAGAAGCAAAUCAGCAACUGUAAUCAUGUACCCAAGAACAAUGUCAACAAGGGCUGUCUGUCUGCCGUACUCCAGCGUUUAUCCCUGCGUGAUUAUGGCUUCUGCAUGGGCUCCCUUAUUCUCUUUUGCUUGGGUUCCCUUUUCUACCAGCUGAACGGCGGACCCCCGCAUAUCCUGUUGCAGCUUCGACACUAUUUAGGAAAUUCCACCUACAUGGAUGACCAUGGUCCUGUUUCUCCAAAGGUGCUUCCAUUUCCUAGUCAAGUAGUAUAUAACAGAGUUGGAAAGUGCGGAAGCAGGACAAUUGUCUUACUGCUACGCAUUUUAUCUGAAAAACACGGGUUCAACUUAGUGACAUCUGACAUUCACAACAAAACCAGACUAACCAGAAAUGAGCAGAUGGAGUUGAUAAAAAACAUCAGUACUGCAGAUCAGCCAUAUUUAUUUACUCGGCAUGUCCAUUUCCUUAAUUUUUCAAGGUUUGGAGCAGAACAACCAGUAUAUAUCAAUAUAAUAAGAGAUCCUGUCAACAGAUUUUUAUCAAAUUACUUUUUCCGCCGAUUUGGUGACUGGAGAGGGGAACAGAAUCAUAUGAUACGAACUCCUGGUAUGAAAGAAGAAGAAAGAUACUUAGAUAUAAGCGAGUGCAUUCUUGAAAACUAUGCAGAGUGUUCAAAUCCCAGACUAUUUUAUAUUAUUCCAUAUUUUUGUGGGCAACAUCCAAAAUGCAGGGAUCCUGGUGAAUGGGCACUGGAACGAGCUAAACAGAAUGUGAAUGAGAAUUUCUUACUGGUUGGAAUUUUAGAAGAGCUGGAAGAUGUGCUUCUUUUGCUGGAAAGAUUCUUACCUCAUUAUUUCAAGGAUGUUAUAAGCAUCUAUAAAAAUCCAGAACACAGAAAACUUGGAAACCUGACUGUCACUGUAAAGAAAACUAACCCUUCACCUGCUGCACUUCAGGUACUUUACCAGCGCAUGAAAUAUGAAUAUGAAUUUUACUACUAUGUCAAAGAGCAGUUCCAUCUGCUGAAGCACAAGUUUGGACUGAAAUCUCACUUUCAGCUGCAUUCCGGUGAAGACACUUCAUUCACUAUAUCAAAUCCAAUGGAAACAGAAGAACCAAUAGAAGAUGAAGAGGACCAGGAUGAUGAGAAGUGGUUAGAAGAUAUUUAUAAAAGGUGAUGCACUAGUUCCAGCAUCACAGUUGGCAGUCCAUGUUUAAACUUUUUUGAACUAAAAAAAAUGAACUCAAUGUGUAAUUAUGGAAUACUGAACCCAGUUUACUUUAUAAUGUUUUAUGUUCAGUUUAUUUGAUAGAAAGAAAUUAAAUACAUAUAUAAAAUCUAACACAAGCAUCGGAAAUAUUGACAGCAAACAAAAAUCCAGUUCUGCUUUAUGGUAAUUGAAACACUAAAGAAUUCCAGAUUAUAAUUCCCAUUACUAGGGAAUAUUUUACCAAAAAUGAUCUCUGGACUGAAGCCUCACAUUCUGCUGCAACCUUGGGAAGACACUUAUUUUACUAUUCCAAAUUCAAUGGAAACAAAAGAACCAAUAGAGGAUGAAGAGAAGUGGUUAGCAUCAGCACCACAGUUGAGAGUCCUUGUUUAAACUUUUCUUUAUUAACACAAUUUAAUAUGGAAUUAUGGAAUACUGAACUCGAUUUUGUUUACUUUAUAAUGUUUCUGUUCAAUUUAAUUAAUAGAAAGAAAUACAUAUACAAAAUCUAACACA
Molecule: messenger RNA, 2859 nt
Organism: Xenopus laevis (African clawed frog)
Lineage: Eukaryota; Metazoa; Chordata; Amphibia; Anura; Pipidae
Gene: ust.S
Product: uronyl-2-sulfotransferase S homeolog
Exons: 8
Coding region: 1090-2310 (406 amino acids)
Cellular component (GO): Golgi membrane; membrane
Molecular function (GO): sulfotransferase activity
Source: RefSeq, a predicted model, not a curated record